CCUCGCCGAGAGUCAAAGAAUUGGAGCAGCGCGAGUAUGGGUUGACGAGGUCAACAAGGUCAAGGUUGUUUUCUUUCUUUUUAACCAGCCGAUUGCAUUGCACUCUUGAUCCACGCUUCAGGGUUUCCCUCCGUUGAGAAAGCUGUUUCACCUUGUGUCACCGUCACCGUCACCGUCACCGAGAAAGCAGACAAGCAUGUUUUGCCUCGACCAUCGGCAGGACCCGACGGUUCAGGCGCUGCGGGAACACAUCGAGAGCGACGCGGAGUUGAUCGAGCUGUUUGCGACGGCAUUUAGUGAGAUCCCCGAGGAGUUUCUGGACAGAUCCAAGCACACUGGGCCUGCCCACAUCCGCGACUACAGUGCCUUGCUCGACAACAUCGACCAGGUGAUCCAGACGGUGCCCUCGUGGACGUCGGCGGUGGAGCAGAACUGCGUGAUUGCCUGUCCGAUGAAUGAAGUGCUGAUAUGGUUCAUGAACACGCGAACGGGUUCACACAUUCUCGCCCGCGAGGACAUCAACGCGCACUUCUACGCCAUCCUCCAGAGAUGGGGCCAAUACCUGGCCUCCGCUGAAUCCGCCGAGGCCAUCCACAACGGCAAGGGCGGGUGGGUAUCCUCCGGCGCGCUGACGGAACUCCUCGACGUCGUCGUGCACGCCCACAACACCACCUUCCGGGCGGCCUCCUUCGCCGACGCGUUCAUCUGCGACUCGUCCCUCCCGAACUACGGCUUCCGCUCGUGGGACGACUUCUUCACGCGGCGGUUCCGACCCGGGAUGCGACCCGUCGCCGGCCCCGAGGACGACCGCAUCAUCGCCAACCCCUGCGAGUCGCAGCCCUUCGCCUUGGUCAGGAACGUGCCCGCCAGCGCCCACUUCUCGCUCAAGGGGACCGUCUACUCGCUGCGGGACAUGCUGGGCGACGGCAACGACACCGCCACCGCCCACCCUUCAGCGAUCUUCACGGGCGGUACCGUCUUCCAAGCCUGGCUCUCCGCCUUCAGCUACCACCGCUGGCACGCCCCGGUGACCGGCACAGUCGUCAACGUCCUGAAUCUCAAGGGCACCUACUUUGCCGCCGACCCGGCCAAGGGCUUCGAGAACGUCGACCCUGCCACCAAGGCGUCAUGCCCUGACCGCCAGGCGCCCGAUCUCUCGCUGACGAUGAUCUCGUCGACGGCCACCCGCACCGCUGUACUAAUCAAAGCCGAUAAUCCGGCUCUCGGGACGGUGGGCUUGUUGGCCAUCGGAAUGGCGGACGUGUCGAGCUGCGUAGCCACCGUCGCGGUCGGGGACCGCGUCGUCAAGGGCCAGGAGAUCGGCAGUUUCCACUACGGCGGAAGCUCGUUCUGUCUGCUGUUUGAGCCCGGGGUGGAUCUAACCUUUUCACCGUUCGUCGGGGAGGCGUUGGCGCAGGAUCCCGGUUAUGAGGGGCGGUGUAUUGCGGUAAAUAGUCAGUUGGCGGCGUUAUGA
Molecule: messenger RNA, 1474 nt
Organism: Aspergillus aculeatinus CBS 121060
Lineage: Eukaryota; Fungi; Ascomycota; Eurotiomycetes; Eurotiales; Aspergillaceae
Product: phosphatidylserine decarboxylase family protein
Exons: 2
Coding region: 197-1474 (425 amino acids)
Biological process (GO): phosphatidylethanolamine biosynthetic process
Cellular component (GO): mitochondrion
Molecular function (GO): phosphatidylserine decarboxylase activity
Source: RefSeq, a predicted model, not a curated record